ACGGGGAGCAGUCGCGAGAGGAUGGACGAGUCGUCGGCGGUUCGGACGGUGGACGUGGUGUCGGUGGGCAUCGAGAUCAACAAUGUCACGCACCUGCACAAAAUCAACCAACGAGAGACGUUGCAGGAGGUCAUUGACCAGCUGAAAUUCAACCUCGGCCUUCCGAAGGGCCAAAUGUACGCGUUGCAGUUUGACAAACGCAACUGCUACGUUAACGAGAGCAACAGACAUCUUAUUAAGGAUGGAGACGUUUGCCACCUGGUUUACUCGCCCGAGGUGCUGGUUUCCACGAUUCUGGGCCGCCUGAACGAGCGCUGGGCCAUGGCAAAACUGCUCGACUUCGUGGGCGACGCCUCUCUGGUCCAGCAGCUUGAGCUGCAGGACGGCAUCUCCAAACUGGUCACCAUCCUGCAGGACGAUGAUCUUCUACCGGAGGUCAAAGAGCUCGCUUUUCAAGUGGUAGCCGAAUUGUUCAAACAAGAUAAGGUUCCUGUAGAAUGGAUGAAAGGCCGUCUUCUCAAUAGGGUAAGAAUCCAAGUUUCGGGCGAGUUCAAAUCAUCAGACAAGACGCUGGCCGCGUGUCUGCGAAUUUCGCUCGCACUUCUGGACGAGACGGGACGCCAGGCGGACGGAGAACAACAAGUCAUCCUGGACAAGAUCGUGUCCCACCUGGAGAGCGGGUCGCAGGAGGUCGUGGAGGCGGCCCUUGCCCUGUUGAACAAGCGCACUGCGUCGGAGGCGAUUGAGAGGCGGAGUUUGCUCAGGGCGCGCGACCUGCUGGCCACUCGCUUGCAGGCGGCCGUCUGGCCAAUCGACGCCCAUUUUCAACAGCAGCUAACUGUUUUUCAGUCACGCCUCACGUCUCGUUUGGUGCGGAAAUUCGAGUGUCCCGCGAACGAGAGCGACGCCAAAGUGCGGCGCCGCCUGAGCACCCUGACGGCGACGAAUGCGCCGAGCAAGGACAAGUUCGCGGAGACGACCCUUCGUCUGCUGGCCGAGUCGAUGGAUCAGGGUCAGGGCAACUACCAACCCAAUCUGCUGUUGAUCGACUGCCUGACGCACAGCGUCCGGCUCCAGCUGCACCAACUGUCCGACGACCUGCUGAAGCACCAACCCUUCCUCCACCUUUGCGAACAACUAAUCAGAUUACUGUUGGAAAAUCUAGGCCUGUUGUCCAAGGAGACGCAAAUGUUCCAUCCAAUCCUCUUCUGCGACCGAGCCUUCGAGGAAAUGUUCUGCGCGUGCGUCCGCGCCCUCAACAAGACGUGCAAGGAGAUGCGAGCUAAGGGUGAAGAUGUGCCGAAAAUCCUCACGGUUCAUGGGAAAAAAAUGCAAAUGGCACUCAGGGAAACGCCUUUGAUACCCGAAAAGUUUGAGGAGGCGAUAAAUAAAAUUUCUUACAACCAGGUGUGGGAGGCUUGGUUGGACGAAAACGAAGCGCAGCAGGAGCGAGCCUUCCGGCAGAAAGCGUCUUUUCUGGAGUUGCGCGAGGAGCUGCGGCCGCAGUACGAGGACAUGGUCAAGAUGCAGAGGCUCAGGGUCAUGACCGCGGGCUGCAACCUCAGGAGAUACGCCUCCAAAGUUCACAACUCACUCGUCCACAGGAGCAAUAAGGAGCGCGUGGUCAACAUGAAAUACAACGCGAAUGGAAAGAGUUUCGUCAUCGCUGACCCUGAGGAGGGCACUUUCAAAAUCCACAAAUCGCAGAUCAAAAAUGUCCUCACGGGACACAAUUGUCCCCAUGCCAAACAACGAGGGUCUAAAAUCAGUCCUGAACUAGCCCUGUCCAUCAAUCUCACCAAUGCCGAUGUUGAAUUCAUUAAUUUGAGCGCGAACAGUGCCAAAGAGCUGGAUUACUGGAGCGACGGCAUUAGAGCUUUGAUGGGUCAAAGCAUGGUGAGCACGAGCUAUAACAGCGAAUUGCAGGACUUGCUGGACAUGCACCUUAAAAUUCACUUUCUUGGAAUGGAAAAUGUAGAAUUUCCCGACGGUCCUGCCCCGCCUGUUCCAGAGACUCCCUCUUUCACCAAUCAACUGGACAUCAAUGCAUUUUAAAUUGCACUAUAAUAGAAAUUUAUUUUAAAUUCAAACU
Cloeon dipterum is the source of this 2092-nucleotide messenger RNA. RefSeq names its product engulfment and cell motility protein 3-like. The transcript is spliced from 10 exons. Lineage: Eukaryota; Metazoa; Arthropoda; Insecta; Ephemeroptera; Baetidae. Bases 22 to 2055 code for a protein of 677 amino acids. The record is from RefSeq and is a predicted model, not a curated record.